AUGAUGCCCAGUGAUAUCUGGAUGGACCAAGAUACCAAGCGAACAAAAGAAGAUGAAGUCAAUGCAAAAUUGGAAUUUGUGCGGUUUGCCGAGGUCUUUCCCCUGAAGGACUUUGGUUUUGUGCCAGAGCCGGGCCAGUACCUGGAGGUGGUGGGCUGGGUGGAGGUGGUGGCCGGGCUGCUGCUGGCGUUUGGCCCCCAGCUCCUGCAGGAGAUCAGCAACUUCAUCCUCAGCGUCAUCAUGAUCGGUGCCAUCUACACGCUGCUGGUGCUGCAGGAGCCCCUGGCCAUGUGUGCCCCUGCCACCCUCUGCCUCGGCCUCCUCCUGCUGCUCAACAUCCGUGGGUACCCAGCCCCACCCAGGGCCAAGUUCGAGUGA
This is a messenger RNA of Chaetura pelagica (chimney swift), 378 nucleotides long. It is a transcript of the gene TMEM35B, whose product is annotated as ZMYM6 neighbor. The record is from RefSeq and is a predicted model, not a curated record. Lineage: Eukaryota; Metazoa; Chordata; Aves; Apodiformes; Apodidae. The coding region runs from base 1 to 378 and encodes 125 amino acids. The transcript has 4 exons.